CAAUCAAUCGAUAACAGUAGGUGCAAAUUGUCCGAUAAAUUUCACAGCUAUUCGUGGCUUGUAUUUUGUAGCUUCGCAAUUGCUGCAGAUCCAAUUCCACGACCAAACGCGACUGUAAACAAGGUGCGAUUAUAUCCCCGGCGGUGGCCCAAAGUUUUGCAGUGGCCCUGCCCCGCGAAAGAUUCGGAUCUUGCUGGCGUUUCGGGUGUCUUGUUUCGGACCCUGAUUUCUUCCGAUUUCUUCUGCACCUCGGGUGCUAACGGAUCGACGAAGUUGUUCUUCUCCGGGGAGUUGGCACAUUCGUCGCUCCAUUUGGUGCUCCAUUCUCGCGUAGAUUGUCGGAGCAGCAAGCCAGCAGGGUUCCCCGCCAGCGGAAUCCAUGGAACUGCCUGCAAAGUGAAGAUAAUCCCAGAGGACCGGGGGGAAAAUCUUGUUCAGGGUAAGAGAAUCCAUCCAUGAAACACUCUCUAUCUCUCGCGGGAAUUGAAGAACCAGUCCAAAAACGCAUAAAAUAGUAGCUGAACCUCAAGAAACCAUCACAACGAAUCUGAAUGCGUGGGUGUGUGAAGCAAAACUCGGGAGGAGAUUGAAGGAACCACCAGGUGAAUCUGCAGAUAAAGGAUCCAGGCUGGGCAUGACGAAGCACCAGCCGCAGCAGCCCUAGUUCUCGCACACAAGGACAAACGCCAGCCAAAAACUGGGACUACAGGAGGAGCACCGAGGACCCCGCCCAGAGGCACCAUUCACCGACCAUCUUCUCAUGGCCUUGGCCAGGGGAGAGGAGGACAGAAUGGACGACAGCAGCAGCGGACGCACUUCGUUGGCGGACAGCGCCAGUCUCACCAACUCCUCCAUGCGCAGCGGCACCUCCUCGCAGAGCAUCACCAACAACGAUGGCACCAUCAGGGUGUACAAUCUCGUCACCGGUGGCUAUGAGCGCUUCCCGCCCAACAUGCUGUGCGAGGAGAUGUGCAAUGCCAUGUGCCGCCUGCACAACAUUGCCCCCACGGCCCAGCUGCUGUACGGGAUACGUGAGCACUCCACUUCGCGUCGUCCCACGCCGCUGAUUCGCCUGGAUCUCACGUGGGUGCUGCCCGGAGAGCGUCUUAGCUGCCAGUUGGUCUACUGCUUCCGGAUGCGAUUCCGGGUGCCCGAGCUGGACAACCAGCUGGAGUCGAUCGAUCCACGGAGCCACAAGUUCCUCUACCAUCAGAUGCGUUACGAUUGGCUCACCGAACAAAUCCCGGAGAUACGCUAUCCGGAGCACAAGGACAAGUCCACGGGCCUGGCCGUAAUGGACAUGCUGAUCGAUGCCCAGGAGCAGACGGAGGAUGACCAGGCGUUGCGAUCUAUCGAGAAGUCCUACCGAGCGUAUUUGCCGCCGAGCUUGUGGCGGGCGCACAGCUUCUUUGUGGGCUCCAAGAUACGCGAGGUGUUCCGCAACCUGAAGGCCAAUGCGCCGAGUAUUGAGCGCCUCAAGUGGCACUAUGUCCACCAGAUCUCCCACCUGGCGCCCUCCUACCUGACCGAACAGUUUACCUGCACCGUUCAGUAUCUGCCCAACGAGGAGGUGGCCCGCGGCGGCGGCGCCAUUGGCACCAGUCUCACCCAAACGGUCAGCAAGUCCACAACGACGCUGGUCAGCUCCGGGUCCACCAACACCCUGUCCACGCUCACCACGAACAUCAAUCAUGGUGGCCAUGGCGGCAGCGGCAAGAAGGGCAAGCGACGAUCCGCCAGCGCCGGAAUAGAUGUCUAUGUGCGGGUCUUUCCGCACGACUCCCUGGAGCCGGGACUUAAGGUGGCCAGGGUCACCUCAGAAGCCACCCUCAAGUGGAAUCUGGUUGGCGCCGUGGAGGGAAUUUUCAUGAUCUCCAAAAUCAGCGACACCUCCGUGAGGCUCGAAAUCGUGGGCCUGCCCAAGGGCUACGAGAUGCAGUUCCAGACGGAGAAGGAGAUGAAGUCCUUCAUCUCCUACCUGGGCAUCUAUAUCAGAUUGUCCAGCAAGUGGAUGCAGGACCUGUGCCACUCCUACCGCACGCCCUCCCUGGAAGAGCUGAGCUCCCUGUAUUGCCAUGGACCCAUUGGCGGCGCCUAUUCCCUGAUGAAGCUGCACGAGAAUGGGGACAAGUGCGGCAGCUACAUUGUGCGCGAGUGCGACCGAGAGUACAACAUAUACUACAUCGAUAUCAACACCAAAAUCAUGGCCAAAAACACCGACCAGGAGCGUUGCAAAACCGAGACAUUUAGGAUCGUGCGCAAGGACUCGCAGUGGAAGCUGAGCUACAACAACGCGGAGCACGUGCUGAACUCCCUCCAUGAAGUGGCGCACUUCAUCCAGGCGGACAGUCCCGAUCGCUACCGCAUACCCGCCUCCAAGUACGACAAGCCGCCGCUGCUGCUCCUGCUGCUGCCAAAGAACCUCAAGGCCAAAAAGACUGACCUGCAGCUUAGCGAGGCGGAGCUGCAGCGCCGCAAUCCGCAGAUCUUCAAUCCCAAGACGGAUCUGCAAUGGUAUCCAGAUUCGAUUUCGCUAAGCGACGAUGGCAUGAUGUUUACCAUGCGCGGCGAUUGGCUGCAACAGAGUCCGGUUAAGGAUGUCUCUGUGACGAUGAAGAUGCUGAAGAGCGACGGCAAUUUCAUGGAGUUCUUUCGCCUGGCGCAGACCUGGAGCCUCAUCCAGUCGCCGCAGUUCCUCAAGCUGUACGGCCUCACGCUCGCCGAUCCGUACACCAUGGUAAUGGAGUACUCACGCUACGGACCGCUCAACAAGUUCCUGCACUCGGUGCCCAAUGUCACGCUGCACUGUCUCCUGGAUCUGAUGCAUGGGCUGGUGCGCGGCAUGCACUAUCUGGAGGACAACAAGAUCAUCCACAACUACAUACGCUGCAGCAAUCUGUACGUGACCAAGUACGAUCCCAACUCGUACGUGCUUGACGUCAAGAUCAGCGAUCCAGGCUAUCCGCGGCCCUAUCGAGAAUCCGACUCGCCGUGGAUACCUACCAAGUAUUACCGGAAUCUGCAGGCGGCCAAGCUGGAUCAGUACACCCAGCUGUGGGCCUUCGCCACCACCAUAUACGAGAUAUUCUCGCGCUGCAAGGAUGACCUGCGCAACUUGACGCAGGACCAGCUGAUCAGACAGCGAAACACCGAUGGCAACAUACUCAAGAUGCUGGAUCCGGAUCUGUGCCCCACGCUGAUGUUCGAGACCAUCAUGGACGGGUGGUCCGAUGACGAGGAGAAGCGCUUCAGUCACCACGACAUCUUUUCGCGUCUCAACACGAUCAAGGCGGUAAUAUUGCCGAAUUAUAUGCCGCCACCUGACCUCGCAACAAACGGAGCUGGCGAGGAGGAAAUUGUUGACAGAAGCGAUGUUCCCUGCAAUUAUCCCUUCCCGCGUUCGAACAUGCUGAUGGUGAUACCGCUGACCAGCGAAUGCCGCGUGAUCUACAACAUGGAGAACAUGAUCGGUCAGGGUCACUACGGCACCGUCUUCAAGGGUCACCUGGAGUUCAACGACAAGGACCAUCCGCGCGAACAGGUGGCCAUCAAGAUGCUGAACACCAUGCAGGUGUCGACCGACUUCCAUCGCGAGAUCGGCAUUAUGCGCACCCUGGUGCAUCCGAACAUCGUCAAGUUCAAGUACUGGGCGGAAAAGUCGCACUGCAUCAUCAUGGAGUAUCUCUCCGGCUCUUUCGAUGACUACCUGCGCUUCGAGAGGCCCAAUCUCAAGGACUCACGCCUGGUCGCCUUUGCCCUGGACAUUGCGCAAGGCAUGAAAUACCUGUCUGGAAUGGGACUGAUCCACAGGGACUUGGCCGCUCGCAACAUUCUGGUCGAUCACAGCGGCGAUAGCGAUUGCGUCAAAAUCUCAGACUUCGGCCUGGCGCAAUUCGCCAAUUCGGAUGGAUAUUACUACGCGAAGAGCAAGCGAGAUAUUCCCAUUAAAUGGUACUCCCCGGAGGCCAUCUCCACCUGCAGAUUCUCAUCACACUCGGACGUUUGGAGCUACGGCGUGGUGCUCUACGAGAUGUUCACCCGAGGCGAAUUGCCCAAUCUGGUGCCGAUGCAGACCUCGCAGGAGGACUUCCUGACCCGCCUUCAAAAAGGCGAAAGAUUAAAUCGCCCGUAUAGCUGCCCGGACUUUAUGUACGAUCUGAUGCAGUUGUGUUGGCACGCCACGCCCCGUUCGCGCCCCACUUUCGCAGAUAUCGUGGAUAUCAUCACCAAUGAGACGGCCACUAAGGUUUCGCAUCCUUCGGAUGGCCACCAGUCGCCGCCAAAUCUGCCGCCGGAGGCCGAGUAAAAGGAGACGAGAGUUGCUAAAACAACGGAAUGAUAUACAAAUAUUUAGGCAUAAGUUUUUUUAAGCUGUUAGCAUUUAAACUGUACGUUUUUAAAACAACCCAAGCGAACCACAAACCACUUGACGUAACCCGUAAAGCUUUAAGCGCUUUCGGAAGAAUCACAAUAUCCCAAAAGAGCAAUCUGUAUCAUGCCCUAAAAACACUCAUGCCUUCAAAAGCCUUUUUGGAUUCUGGCCAGAACCUAGUUUUAUCCUUGUGCUUACUUACCAUUGGCCCCCCUCCCCCGCAUCCUCGUCUUCAAUACCCCAAUCUUGACUCGGCGGAAGCCCCGACUUUAUAUAUAUAUAUAUCUACACACAUGUAAACCAAUUCUCAACCUACUUUGUGUUAUACAUUUUAGCCCACUUUGUUAAAUAUUGUUAAGCUUGAGCUUCAAUUUUUUUUGUAAUGCCCACGCAUAAACACUAAACUAAAUAUAAAGUGUAAAUAAUUA
Molecule: messenger RNA, 4800 nt
Organism: Drosophila suzukii
Lineage: Eukaryota; Metazoa; Arthropoda; Insecta; Diptera; Drosophilidae
Gene: hop
Product: tyrosine-protein kinase hopscotch
Biological process (GO): cell differentiation; protein phosphorylation; cell surface receptor signaling pathway via JAK-STAT
Cellular component (GO): cytosol; cytoskeleton
Molecular function (GO): cytokine receptor binding; non-membrane spanning protein tyrosine kinase activity; ATP binding
Source: RefSeq, a predicted model, not a curated record